CGAGUCUACGACGCUCUCUAAACUUCUUAUACAAAACAAAACACACCCAAAUAUGCAUAAGCUUUUGUUUUCUCUUCUCUCCGUCGUCUCACUCUCAUUUCUCCUCUUCUUCCAUGGCGCCGAGGCACGCCAGCGAGAGGCGCCGUUUCCAAACGCCUGCCAUUUCAGCCAAAUCAACAGCCUCGCGCCCGCUCAGGCGACGAAGUUCGAAGCCGGUCAGAUGGAAGUAUGGGACCACAUGAGCCCUGAGCUCCGAUGCGCCGGUGUAACGGUGGCUCGCAUCACCCUUCAGCCCAAUUCCAUUUUCUUGCCCGCUUUCUUUAGCCCACCUGCCCUUGCUUACGUUGUCCAAGGAGAAGGAGUUAUGGGGACGAUUGCUUCUGGUUGUCCUGAGACUUUUGCAGAAGUUGAAGGAUCAUCAGGAAGAGGAGGAGGAGGAGACCCGGGUCGACGUUUUGAGGACAUGCACCAGAAGUUGGAGAAUUUCCGGCGAGGGGAUGUGUUUGCUUCGCUUGCCGGAGUUUCACAGUGGUGGUACAACCGCGGUGAUUCCGAUGCCGUCAUUGUCAUUGUUCUUGAUGUCACCAACAGAGAAAACCAGCUUGACCAAGUCCCUAGGAUGUUCCAACUAGCCGGGAGCAGAACGCAAGAAGAAGAACAACCAUUAACGUGGCCAUCAGGCAACAACGCUUUCAGCGGUUUCGACCCAAACAUAAUCGCGGAAGCAUUCAAAAUCAACAUCGAGACAGCUAAGCAACUACAAAACCAGAAGGACAACAGAGGAAACAUAAUCCGAGCAAAUGGUCCUCUCCAUUUCGUCAUCCCACCGCCUCGUGAAUGGCAGCAAGAUGGCAUUGCUAAUGGCAUCGAAGAGACUUAUUGCACGGCUAAGAUUCAUGAGAAUAUCGAUGAUCCAGAACGGUCUGACCAUUUUAGCACACGAGCCGGAAGAAUCAGCACUCUUAACAGCCUUAAUCUCCCUGUUCUACGUCUAGUCAGACUUAACGCCCUUAGAGGUUAUCUCUACAGCGGAGGAAUGGUGUUGCCACAAUGGACGGCAAACGCGCACACGGUGCUAUACGUCACAGGAGGUCAAGCCAAGAUACAAGUGGUGGACGACAAUGGUCAGUCGGUGUUCAAUGAGCAAGUGGGACAAGGCCAAAUCAUUGUGAUUCCACAAGGCUUUGCAGUUUCAAAAACGGCUGGUGAAACGGGUUUCGAGUGGAUAUCAUUCAAGACAAACGAUAACGCUUACAUUAACACACUGAGCGGCCAAACAUCGUACUUGAGAGCAGUUCCAGUGGAUGUGAUCAAAGCGUCAUAUGGAGUGAACGAGGAAGAAGCCAAGAGGAUCAAGUUUAGUCAGCAAGAGACCAUGUUGUCUAUGACACCAAGCUCUUCUUCUUAAGCUCUUUAAUUGCUUCCUUUAAUGUUUUUUUAGAUUUUCCAGUCACUGAAAUAAAUAAAGAUGAGACUAAUAACCAACUUUUCACAAAGCUUCAAUAACAAAAUUUCAGAUU
This is a messenger RNA of Arabidopsis thaliana (thale cress), 1520 nucleotides long. RefSeq names its product RmlC-like cupins superfamily protein. Lineage: Eukaryota; Viridiplantae; Streptophyta; Magnoliopsida; Brassicales; Brassicaceae. Gene Ontology annotation, biological process: seed maturation. The record is from RefSeq and is marked reviewed. Bases 53 to 1408 code for a protein of 451 amino acids. Gene Ontology annotation, cellular component: protein storage vacuole. Gene Ontology annotation, molecular function: nutrient reservoir activity. The transcript is spliced from 4 exons.